AUGUGUGAUUACUUUGGGUCAUGUACAGCCGAAGAUCUAAAACCAGUAUUACAACGUGCAAGCCAAACCUCAAAAAUCAUAAUAUCAAAUUUGGGUCUACAUAUAAGGUUCGAGGACAUCGAACACCUCCUCAACGAGCAUGGACGUGUUGUAUCGUGUGACAAGUUGACAUCGAAAGAUCAGAACACACAGACCGUCGCCGUCACGUACGACACCCCCGAGCAGGCUCAAAUAGCUGUAAAUCAGUUAAAUGGCGUUGAAGUAGAAGGUAAAUCGUUAAAAGUAGAAUUGGCUGUGGAAAAACGGGGGAAACGUAAUCCCAGAGGACCAGGUGCUGCUUUUGGAGGUUUACCCGGACAAAACAGACAAACUGACUUCCCCUUAAGGAUACUGGUAGGAGCUAUUAUUGGUAGACAAGGUUCAACAAUAAGACAGAUAACACAACAGACGAGGGCAAGAGUUGAUGUUCAUAGAAAAGAUAAUGUAGGUUCCUUAGAGAAAGCCAUUACUAUUUACGGUAAUCCAGAUAAUUGUACCAAUGCAUGUAAGAGAAUUCUAGAAGUUAUGCAACAGGAGGCUAACAACACGAAUAAAGGGGAAAUUUCUUUAAAGAUCUUAGCUCAUAAUAAUCUAAUCGGACGGAUUAUAGGAAAAGGAGGUAAUACAAUCAAGAGGAUAAUGCAAGAGACAGAUACAAAGAUCACCGUGUCCAGUAUAAACGAUAUCAAUUCUUUCAAUCUAGAACGUAUAAUCACUGUCAAGGGAUCCAUCGAAAAUAUGAGCCGCGCCGAAUCCCAGAUUAGCUCAAAAUUAAGACAAAGCUACGAAAAUGAUCUGCAGGCCAUGGCACCCCAGACCAUGAUGUUCCCGGGGUUGCAUCCGAUGGCGAUGAUGGCCACAGCAGGAAUUGGUUAUGGUUCAAGAGGACUUUAUUCAGGUCAAGCUCCUUACCCCGGUAUGUACCCCGCAGGGUCUCAAUCUGGUGGCGAUACCCAAGAGACAACCUACUUGUAUAUCCCUAAUAACGCUGUAGGCGCAAUCAUUGGUACUAAGGGAUCACACAUUAGAAAUAUCAUACGAUUCUCCGGAGCGUCCGUCAAAAUAGCACCUAUUGAUGAAACCAAACCACAAGAAACACAGAACGAAAGGAGGGUCACAAUUGUCGGAUCACCGGAAGCCCAAUGGAAAGCUCAAUAUUUGAUUUUUGAAAAGAUGAGGGAAGAAGGCUUCGUCGCUGGAUCCGACGAUGUGCGGUUAACAGUUGAAAUUAUGGUACCAAGUUCUCAAGUUGGGCGAAUUAUUGUCUGCACAAAGACGUAUCCGAGCGAUGGUCCUCCAAUCAGUCGCUCCUCCACAGGGCAGACAGCGCCAAUCAAAGCAGAAAGAUACCAGUCAAUCGGAAGCUACCUCAUCCGAGCCACAACAGUAGUACUAACUAGAGCAACAUUCAUACACACUGCCUGUGCGCAUGGGUUUGUUUCUGCAUACCCUAUUUUUUAUAAGAAACCUCUCUCGAUGCCUUCCACUUGUACCAUGAUGAAGAUUAUUUUAAAGCAGCGUUCGAGCGUCGACGUGGCUGCUCCACUUGGUUACGACAAAUAA
Messenger RNA from Diabrotica balteata, 1602 nucleotides. The record is from the annotation of a GenBank genome assembly. Lineage: Eukaryota; Metazoa; Arthropoda; Insecta; Coleoptera; Chrysomelidae.